Molecule: messenger RNA, 1605 nt
Organism: Exaiptasia diaphana
Lineage: Eukaryota; Metazoa; Cnidaria; Anthozoa; Actiniaria; Aiptasiidae
Product: histone deacetylase 1
Exons: 11
Molecular function (GO): histone deacetylase activity
Source: RefSeq, a predicted model, not a curated record
ACUUCGAAUAGUAACCGGCAUGGCGUACACAAGUGCCGGUGGUAAGAAAAGAGUUUGCUAUUAUUACGAUGGUGACAUCGGGAACUACUAUUAUGGACAGGGACAUCCUAUGAAACCUCACCGUAUUCGCAUGACCCAUAACUUAUUACUCAACUAUGGUCUUUACAGGAAAAUGGAAAUUUAUCGACCUCACAAGGCUGUCCUGGAAGAAAUGACCAAAUAUCAUUCUGAUGAUUAUAUAAAAUUCCUCAAGACGAUCAGACCUGACAACAUGUCCGAGUACACGAAGCAAAUGCAGCGAUUUAAUGUUGGUGAAGAUUGCCCAGUGUUUGAUGGGUUGUAUGAAUUCUGUCAGCUUUCUACAGGUGGAUCUUUAGCUGGUGCUGUCAAGUUAAACAAGACACAAACGGACAUAGCAGUCAACUGGGCUGGUGGAUUGCAUCAUGCUAAAAAAUCAGAAGCAUCAGGGUUCUGCUAUGUGAAUGAUAUUGUGUUAGCUAUUUUGGAACUGCUUAAGUAUAACCAGCGUGUUUUAUACAUCGACAUUGAUAUUCACCAUGGCGAUGGCGUGGAGGAAGCAUUCUACACUACUGACAGAGUCAUGACAGUUUCAUUUCACAAAUAUGGUGAAUAUUUCCCAGGGACAGGAGAUUUAAGGGAUAUAGGUGCUGGGAGAGGAAAGUACUAUGCAGUUAAUUUCCCACUAAGGGAUGGUAUUGAGGAUGACUCCUAUCAACAGAUUUUCCAACCAAUCAUCUCUAAGGUAAUGGAAAUCUACCAGCCCAAUGCAGUGGUCUUGCAGUGCGGAGCUGAUUCAUUGGCUGGUGACAGACUCGGCUGUUUUAACUUGUCCCUCAAGGGUCAUGCACAGUGUGUGGAGUUUGUCAAGAAGUUUGGUCUGCCAUUGUUAGUGCUUGGAGGUGGUGGCUAUACAAUCAGGAAUGUAGCAAGGUGCUGGACCUACGAGACAUCUGUUGCCCUUGAUGCUGAUAUUGCCAAUGAGCUACCCUAUAAUGAUUACUUUGAGUAUUUUGGACCUGAUUUCAAGCUGCACAUCAGUCCAUCCAACAUGACUAACCAGAACACCCCUGACUACUUGGAUAAGAUCAAGCAACGACUGUUUGAAAAUCUGCGAAUGUUGCCACAUGCGCCUGGAGUGCAAAUGCAACCUAUCCCAGAAGAUGCAUUACCAGAUGAAAGUGACAAUGAAGAUGAAGAUGAUCCUGAACAAAGAAUAAGUAUACGUGCAUCUGACAAACGAAUUGCUUGCGAGGAAGAAUUUUCUGAUUCUGAAGACGAAGGUGAUGGACGACGAGACAACCAGUCAGCGCGUGAAGGUAGAUCACGGAAACGAAAUCGUGCACACCCAGUAGAGAACAUGGUUACUAAUGGAAGUGCAGAGAAUGCCAAUGGAAGUGAUGAUGUCAGAUCUAAUAAUAGCACAUCUAAUAACCAAGCAGCUGAGUUAAAACCUGACUCUAAACCCAAACCAUCUAGUGGAUCUAAUACACCUAAGGAAGGAUCACCCAAGACAGUAGGAAGUACUACUGCUGCUGAGAGUACUGCUGAUAACUCUACUGUACCUCAAGAUGCAAACCGCAAAAG